Dromiciops gliroides (monito del monte) is the source of this 5667-nucleotide messenger RNA. RefSeq names its product methionine adenosyltransferase 1A (gene MAT1A). The record is from RefSeq and is a predicted model, not a curated record. NCBI's taxonomy places the organism in Eukaryota, Metazoa, Chordata, Mammalia, Microbiotheria, Microbiotheriidae. Gene Ontology annotation, cellular component: cytosol. Gene Ontology annotation, biological process: S-adenosylmethionine biosynthetic process. Gene Ontology annotation, molecular function: ATP binding; methionine adenosyltransferase activity. The transcript is spliced from 9 exons. The coding region runs from base 257 to 1447 and encodes 396 amino acids.
GAACUUAAGAUCCAAUCAGCCAGAGACACUGAUAGAGGGAAGAGGCACAUGCCGGUUCAGUUCACUCAUUCACUUUUUCAUACAUCCUCGUUCUACUCACACUUGCUCAAAGCUCUGCAGGCAGAAGCAGUCUCCUACAUAGAAAGAAAGAGCUCUGCUAGGGGGAAAAUUCCUUUUGGAUCCCAAAGGAAACCAGGGUGCAAUCAGAGUCCUCAAGUUGUUCCUUUGAAGAAACUUACAGGGCAAGUAUUUCAACAUGAAUGGACCUGUGGAUGGCUUGUGUGACCAUUCUCUGAGUGAAGAAGGGGCUUUCAUGUUCACUUCGGAGUCUGUAGGAGAAGGGCAUCCUGAUAAGAUUUGUGAUCAGAUCAGUGAUGCUGUGCUGGAUGCUCAUCUUAAACAAGACCCAAAUGCCAAGGUUGCUUGUGAGACUGUCUGCAAAACUGGGAUGGUCCUACUAUGUGGGGAGAUCUCUUCAGUUGCCAUGGUGGAUUAUCAGCGUGUAGUCCGGGACACCAUUAAACACAUAGGCUAUGAUGAUUCAGCCAAAGGCUUUGACUUCAAGACCUGCAAUGUGCUAGUAGCCCUGGAACAACAAUCUUCAGAUAUUGCUCAGUGCGUGCAUUUAGACAGAAAUGAAGAAGAUGUUGGUGCUGGAGAUCAGGGUUUGAUGUUUGGCUAUGCCACAGAUGAGACAGAAGAAUGUAUGCCUCUCACCAUUAUACUUGCUCAUAAGCUCAAUGCCCGGUUGGCAGAUCUGAGGCGCACAGGGGUUCUUCCCUGGCUAAGACCCGACUCCAAAACUCAGGUCACUGUCCAGUACAUGCAGGACAAUGGGGCUGUCAUUCCAGUGCGCAUUCACACCAUUGUGAUCUCUGUGCAGCACAAUGAGGACAUCACACUGGAGGACAUGCGCCAGGCUCUAAAGGACCAAGUGAUCCAAGCUGUGGUGCCUUCAAAAUAUCUGGAUGAAAAGACAAUUUACCACCUGCAGCCCAGUGGGCGUUUUGUCAUUGGUGGGCCACAGGGGGAUGCAGGAGUCACUGGCCGGAAGAUCAUUGUGGACACUUAUGGAGGCUGGGGGGCUCACGGGGGAGGAGCCUUCUCGGGAAAGGACUAUACCAAGGUGGACCGCUCUGCAGCAUAUGCAGCCCGUUGGGUGGCAAAGUCCCUAGUGAAAGCCAAACUGUGUCGGAGAGUUCUUGUGCAAGUUUCCUAUGCAAUUGGUGUGGCUGAGCCUCUCUCAAUUUCCCUCUUCACCUAUGGGACCUCCCAAAAGACAGAGAAGGAGCUGUUAGAUGUGGUGAAUAAGAAUUUUGAUCUUCGUCCUGGAGUAAUUGUGAGGGACCUUGACUUGAAGAAGCCAAUUUAUCAGAAGACAGCAUGCUAUGGCCAUUUUGGAAGAAGUGAAUUUCCUUGGGAAGUUCCCAAGAAACUCAUAUUUUAAUGUUGACAGGAACCGGUAUCUUGAAGAGAGCAAAGUAGGAUUCCAUAUUGCAAGAUGGCCCCAGAUUUCCACUCCCAUUUGAUCACUCUAUGUCCAGAUCAGAGAGCUACACGAUACUGACAGACUGUAUUAUCUCUAUAGGAAUUGGUUUUGUUAUUCACUACUGCCCCAACUUAGUGGCAAAACCAUGCCUACUUUUAGGAUGUUGCUAUCAGCAGCGGGCCUGGUAGAAUUCAUCUUUCUAGUGUUGCUAGAUCAGACCUGUUUGUAAAGAUCAUGAUGAUUUCUCUUCAACUCUUGAUUCUGACCCAGGACAAUAUGAUUUGAAAAGAAAGACAUAUAUCCAGGCUGUAUAUACAAGCCAAUUGCAGCUCUUAUCCCUUUAUCACUCACAGGCCAGUGGUGGUAAUGGGGUUUGGAAUUGAGGAAGUGUAGGGCCCAGAUUUAUUUCUCUUAUAAUGGCAUCCUGGGUUCUUUGUAGAUAGAUCUCUUCUACUUGCCAUGUGCCAACACAAGGGUUUCCCAAAUGGGUCAAUGUCCCCAAAAUUUGGCCUUAUAUUUACAAAAUAAUCCUUAUACCAUGGGGUUCCUAUUAGGACCCCCAAGGAGGUUCAUUAAUAGAUUUCAGGGGGUCUGUGAAUUUAGCUGGGGGAAAAGUGCACACCUUUAUAUUCACGAACCUCUAACUAAAAUAUAGACCAUUUUCUAUAAUGAUUUAAAGACAUUCCUCUGAGAAGGGGUCCCUAGGCUUCAUUCACCAGAUACUGCCCAAGAGGCAGUUAAGAAAACCUGAACUACACUGAAAAGUUCUUAACUAGGGAAGAAGAGUGAUGAAAUGAAGAGAUUCUUGGAUUUGGACUCAGAAGUCCUGGGUUCAAAUCCUGACUUUGUCAUUUAGUGUCUCUGUGACCUCAGGCAAAGCACUUAGCUCCUUCAACCAUAGAGUGAGGGCAGUUGGCCCUCUAAAGUCCCUUCAAUUCUAAAUCUAUGACCAUAUGAGCCUAGGGCCAGUUGAGGGUCAUACUUCUGAGGUCUCAGGCUCCUUCCUGUUGAGCCCUGUCUUGGUGCUCUGGGCCAGGUUUUUGUCAAGAAGCAGGCCUCAUAGAGAAAGCAGGUUUAAAUGGCACCCUAGCCAGUGUCUUGAACAUAGUAGGAGCUUAGUAAGCAUUUAUCGAAUCGACUAGGAAAGACUUAUUUGAAAUAUGUCCACAUCUGCCUGGAGAGAGGACUGACACUUCCAUGGCUGAUUGAUAAUCAAUGAUCCUCAUGAUUAAAUGCAUAAAAGGAGACAAGGCCAGGGAGAGAAGCUAAAGAAGUAUUUAUUGCUGUCUCAGGAAUAUUUCACACAAAUCAUAUAAUGUGUCAUCUAGCAAGGAUACCCAAGAGGUUGCUCUUGGAAAGAGAGUGGAGGAUAAAAACCAGUGAGAAGCUAGAAAGAUUAAAGCACUAAGAGGAAACCCUGCUAAUCAAGAAAUCCUGUGUCACUCAGGGGCCCCAGUUCUGGGGCCCAUUUUCCAUAGAGGAGCUGCUGCUGUUGUUAGGAAGAUGAAUCCUGAAAACUCAUUUUGAAGAGACUUAUGUUUCCUGGAGGACAUAGCAAUGGAGCAAGUUCUUUACUGGAAAAAUCACACCUCUUAGACACAAGCAUUUUUUCAUGUGAAGGACUGCCAAGCCUGAAACUGUGAUUAUACUUUCAUUUUCUUACCUGGUACUUUCUAAGUAGAGAUAUUUUUAAAUUAAAUGCAUCUAUAUCUUACUAUGAAACCAUUGCUAAUAGGCAGGCCCAUUGUAAAGGUCAAGCUGAUUUUUUAAUGUAUAACACUAAGCUACAUAAAGUAACAGAUGUAAUAUACCUCAGCUACCACUCCCUCCUUUUUUUUUUCUUUAGCUCAAAUGAAUGUGAAAAAUAACUCAGCCACUGAAGAAAAUUCUGAUUUGAACCAAGGAUACUAUGAUGAAUCAAAUCAGUCUAUCAUCUCCAAAUUUAAUUCCUUAUUCCUUUAAGGCAAAUCUCUUUAACUGAUACCACAUUGUCCUUACGGCUGUGAACUCACCUGUGGUUCAUCAAUUACUUAUCCGCCUAGGAAACUAAAAUUCCAGCAUCCUUUUGUCAUUGAUCACCAAUAAUGUUCUAUCUUUUAAAGUUCCUCUCACAUCUACAUAAUAAUUGAUGCAUUUUUUUUUUUAGUGAGGUAAUUGGGGUUAAGUGACUUGCCCAGGGUCACACAGCUAGUAAGUGUUAAGUGUCUGAGGCUGGAUUUGAACUCAGGUACUCCUGACUCCAGGGCCGGUGCUCUAUCCACUGCUCCACCUAGCUGCCCCAAUUGAUGCACUUUAAAAAAAAAUUAUUUUUUGGCCCCAGAGAAAUCCUCAGGACAAGACUUUCUUUCAGACCCAUAAUUUCUAAGUAUUUGCCAAGAAUUCCAGUGUUAGGCAACUUCAUGAGACAAGCAACCUGUCUGCCCUGAUCAUUGCCAGCAGAAAACUCAGUUUUACUUCACAUUAAUGAAAUGGUUCUGACAGAUAAAAUUCUAAGGGCAAAAAAGGCUAGUGGAAGAGGAUCUCUGUUCUUGUCCUAUGAUACCUGCUGAACUUAUUGUUAUUAUUUUUCAUAUUCAUGGGAGAUAUUGUCUGAGCACAGAAGGAUAAUUUAUGCACAAUCCCCUUGAGCCAAAAUGGGAUGCAGAAAUGCCAUGCUAUAGCUUAAUAAUAUUUUGCCAAAAAGUCCCUCUACUUCUAACAGAGUAUCACAUUUAGGGCCAGAUUUGGCCUUGGCCAGCCUCGCCAAAGGAGUAAGUGACCUGAUUUUUGUUGACUCUUCCUUUCCAGAAAUAUAAAGAGCAAGUUCAUUUCUUAGCCUAUUUGCAAUUCAUUGAUUUUCUACUUUCUUGCCCCCAUCAGAAAAAAAAAUUAAAGAAAAGGUAUUUGUAUGAAGCUAACCUCUUUUCUUCUUAAUAUUCAGCUCCUGCUAGUUCUGUAUAUAAUAAAUAAAAUUCCAAACAAGAUUAGUCUUCGGUUCAGUCUUUGCCAUUCUUCAAAGUCUUCCAAAAUAGAAAGAGAUGGGGAAAAAGCAGAAUAAUAUUAAACAAGAUUGCACUUUGAAAUGGAAACAAAGGGGCCAACUUCUGGAUAACUCCAUUUUUUUUCUGUACUCUAUCAUGUCUUUUCUCAUAUUUUUUUCUCUCAGAUAUUUCCUCAAGUUUUACAGGUCAUAAUGGUUAACUCAUAAUGGGUAAAGCACAAUCCAUUAUCAUAUCACUGUAUUCAGACUGGUUCACAACUGCACACUGCUUAAAGGAAUUGAAGGUUGUAGAAAAUGUGCAAAAGACCUUUUGUAACAAGAUCAAGUUAAGGAGACUAAGCUAACUUGUUGAGCUGCUAAUUCCUCCUUGUUUUAUGCUCAGUUUUAACCUUAAUGUCAAAAUAUUAAAAAUACAAGUAAAUAUGUAUGACUUCUCACAAGUUUUCUAGUAUGAACAAGUAUGCCGGCAUACUGAUGUGAUCUUUUUUCUCAAAAAGAUGCUUUAUGUAUUUGUGUAUAUAAUACAUAAUACAUAGUACAUACAGACAUACAUACAUGGGUGUAUAGGUUGUUCAAGGAGAACUUGCAUCUCUGGUGUGAGGUCUUGCUGAGUCCUUUUCAGGGCUGCUCAUCCGCCGUUGCUGUCUACCUGUUCCCCAACUCUCUCCAAAAGGUGACUCCAAAGAGCUCUAAGUAGCAUUUUCUUUAGCCACAAUGUGGUGAAACCAUUUGGGCAGAAGGGCUAAACCAGGCUGAAGGUAACUGAGGGGUCUCACGCCUGUCAGGGGAUGUCUAUCCCAAGCAUGCGAAGAUUACCUGGUAGAACGAGCAGAAGUGAACAAUUUGUCCCAAUGGUCACAAAGGUGACUGAAGCAGGCUAUGUGGAGUACUUAGACCUCGGUCAGACAUCCAAAAUGCCAAAGUCAUCUACCACAUCCCAGGCCAUUGCCAGUGCUUCUGACUUUUGUCUUACUAUUAGACUAUGAUGACUGAAAGAGAGUGUGAGGCUGAUGACAAUGUAAUUGUCUCACUUAAAUCCAAUUCAUACACAAAUCAAGACUUCACCCUGUGAUGUCAUUAGUUCUCUUGAAAACAAAGGAAAACAGCAACACGCACACUACACAUACAUAAAUACAUAUGCACUCAUUUUUGGGCGGUGGAAAUGCUCAAUAAACUUUAAAGUGUUUAAAAAAACCCA